ACGGUUCUUUAAACCGCAGCUGGCGCCGGGGCCUCCUCGGCCAUCGGUGUCCCCGGUCACCGGGCUGGCUUCGCCUUGAGAAAUUCACCUCCGGUCGCCCUGCUGAUCUGUCUGGAACAGGUCGCUUCUCCUGGUGACCUCUGGGUCUCAGGUUUGCUCUCUGGUUUGAAGCUCGGGUAGGCCGAAGAUAACGGCUCACCCGAGAAAGCUGAAGAUAGCAUCUUUCUGGUCUUCCCAGUGCUUUUCUGUGUCUACGUGAAGCUGUCGGUUGUUUCUUCAAACUCAUUCAUCAUCAGGACAGCAGUGAAUUUUUGCCCAGCCGAAGCUGCUUCAGACAUUGGACCUGUACUUUGUGCAAAUCGUAUUUUAUCCAAGUUUUUGCCUUUCUUCUGUUAUUAGGAAGAAUGUCUGUUGAUUGUUACGCUACUAACCACCAGAUUGUGAUCACUCUUGAUUGGCUUUCUUGGAGAACGUUCUUGUCCUGGCACCUGCGUGUAAUUGCUGCUGGGCCAAAAAUGAUCUGCCUGACUGUAGUACUCCCAAGGCAUAUUGCUUCUCCGUGAUACUGUGACUGCGGUCUGCUGUCAGGUCACAGCAAGCCAUGCCAGUCUAAAGGUUGAGACCUUUAGACUGCACAUUUUUGUAGCGUGGGAGAUGAGAUCCCACUUGGGACAAGGAAUCUCUCCGGGGCAGACAUUCCUGUGGCUGCUUUCCAUCACUGUUAACGGAGAGAUGAGCAUGGCCAUGAUCUAAGUGGAAUUCUGAACCUGUUGAUUUAGAAGUUGCUCACAAGGGGCUGGAAGUGUCUCAAGAAGUGAAUUUUACCGUUACUUUUAAUCAGCCAUCAAAUGUAAUCAGCACUCAAAUGUAACUGCCUGAAUUUCUGCAGUAUUUUUCCAUGUAGUUGCAAGCUUGCCUUGCCCUCCUUGCGAGCAAGCUGGAAGCCCCAUGGUUGCAGUAGCACAACAUGGAGACCAAACUAAUAAGCAGCGUUGUUCAGUGAGUUCAACGUCUCGAGCUCUGUGCAGUGCUAGUCAGAGCUGGCUAAGUCAUACCUGCCUGGAGAUGCACGUCUGCUUGCAGAGCUGGUGACAGCGUAGCAUCUCUCCUUGGCUUCUUUGGGGGUCCAGCAUCUCUGAAAACCAAGAUAUUUAAAUCAAACCACAGGCCUGGCCCACUUCUAGAACUUUACAAGAGAACAGUCAAGGUAUUUGUCAUCUUACGAAAUGAUAGAGGAAGAAAGAAAACAGCUAUAUAGAAAUAGCAGACAGUAGAAGAGGUGUACAGAGCAAGAUGCUGCACUUAAUUGGACGUGGAAACCCUUUGGCAGCCACAAUGACCCGCUGGUACAGCUUUUGUUGAACUGGGAUCAGAUACAAAAUUCAAAAGUGGGUUGCUAACUUAAAUGACAGUGUGGGAAACUUCAGAGCAAAAUGAGCAGAAUGAGAAAUGUUUUGCACAAUGCAAGAGUUGUCCCUCUGAUCUGACCCUUCAAAAAGCGUGGUUUAUUGCUUGCGAAGAUCAGAAAACCAGAAGCAUUGUCCCCAUGUGAGAAACGCCACAGACAUAUGCCUAGCAUGGAAGGCAACAGGGAUGUAAAAAACACAUUUAAAACCCAGGAAAAUAUUUCCUGCCUAAGAGAUAUGUCAGAGAACGGUGGUGAUCUAAUUCAUUUUAACACAACAGUUAGCGUCACUGCUGCAGAAGCAGAGAAAUACUGCAGCAGACAGGUGCAUUCCAGCCUCACAAAUCUGAUCACUUAUCACACCAACAACUGUUGCCUUAACACAGAAGACACUGUUUCUAGUCAGUCUCCUGAAGAUGCCCAGACAUGUGAAAAGAAUGGGCUAGGUAAACCUCUAACCGUGAAUACUUUGUUCAGUGAGCAGGCAAAUAUUCCUGUAAAUAACCGUUAUUUUGUAAAAGAAGAUUCUGAAAAUUCUGGCGCUCUUCUGGAGAUUUAUCCAAAGAAAAGUCUAAGCAUAAGCAAUGACUUUUCUGAUGAUGACCUGGAGUAUUUUGAACGUUCAGAUGUGCUGCCAACCCAUGAAAAUGAAAUCUGGGAAAAGAAACUGCAGUUUUUAUUAGAAAGUGAUGAUGAAGGUGAUUUAAAACUGAGUAAGGAUUGUGAUGGGUGUGCUUACUUCCUCCGUGAAACGCCUUGUCUGUUUGAAGUGUCAGAUAACAGUGUGCCUAUGGAUACCACCAUUGGCUUCUGCGGUCAUCACUCAAAAUUCGAAGGAGUAAAUGUAAGGAGAGAUCCCUCUACCAGCCAGUCAACUUUGCAGUCGGAGAUGACUCUCACUGUUGGACACCAUCAAGAUAAAGCUACCGGUUUGAAAGACAAAGAGAAAUACAAACUGCCUGUUGCUUCUGCAGCCAUUGAAAAUGACUAUCCCAGAAUUGAAGAAGAAAAUAAUGGAAGUGGUCACUCAGCUGCAGAUUUUUCAGUUGAUAAAUCGCAGGACAUGGAUAGUGUACUUGCAAAGGUGGACUCCUCUACUAGUGGUAUAGGUACUUCUGUGACAAAUCAGGCUUCAGAGAUAAUGUCAGAAGAUAAUACGGACAAGGACUUACCAGGUGACAGCUCAUUGCAACUAGAGGAGGGGAGAAGAAAUUUGUCAGAGGAAAAAUCAAGGCAUGCUGUCUGUACCUUAACAGAAAAUCUAAGAAGAAACCUUUUAAAGUUGCUAAAUCCUAAAGAGCUUUGCAGAUAUGUAAGUAAUAUAGGACAAUCUUUUCAGACUGCAGCUGAGGUUGGGGAAUCCAGUGCUCUGUUUCCUGGUCAGGAAGGUGUCAUUUCAGCACAAAUCCACGAGGAGACAGAAAGCUUGCAAAUGCAGGCUGGUUUGCGUCAAACAGAAGAGGCAGAUAAAGACUGUCAUUGGGAGUGGAAAAGGACUUGGGGCCUGUCUGAGCAAAAUCAGGUGCCAGAUGAAAAUGUCUCACUCAGGAAUCAAGAUGCCAGUCCUAGAAUCUUUACCCAGAAUUAUGAAAGGCAAUGUGGGAAGCCUGAAACAGAGAAGAAAGGUAUCUUCAUGACUUGUGGGAGUGCAGUCACCACCGAUACACCUUCAGAAAUGCUCUGUCCUGAAAAGACAUUACACGCAAAAAAUGCAGCUUUACAAACCUAUUCUCAACACCAUGCUCCAUGUGAUAAGAGUGAAAGUGGUCAGCAAAAAUUCUUCUGGGAACAAGGAAUUAAUAUUAUUAGUAAUGGCAACAAAUCAAAGAAUGAAAUUUCAGCUUGUUUUUUUAGGGAAGCAGACUCUGUUCCUAAUAGACAGGAACAUUUAUGUGCUGUUCUGUCUCCUGCAAAGCUAUGUGAUGAGCCAAGGGAGAGAGGGCAAAGGUGUAGUUUUGACUUACAUGAGCGCAAUGACACAGAUACUCUCUGUGUUGUAUCAUGUGAUAAAUAUCUGUUUGACGCUAAUGACAAGACAGUCCAGGAAUCUGGAGAACCUGGGUGCAAAGGAGAUGCUGAUUUAUCGGCAGUGCAUGACAAGCUGUGGAAGCUUCUUCAUGAUGUUGACUCGGACUGUCAGAUCCCAUUUGAGAACCGGGGGAUCACAAGUUUAGAAAUUAGGCCAACGGACGUCAAAGUCAGAGAACCGAGCUUUGUGCAGGAGGCUUGCCCUGAUCAUCCGUUGUCAAUAAAUUUGAUAGAAGAGGAGGAACCUAUUGUACGGCCACCUAGUAGACAGAGAACAGAGAAAGAAGAUUGCAGUGUUUCUAAUAUCCUACUACAAACAGAUGAAGCAUGUAGCAGUGCACCCACAGGAAACAUUUCCCUUGCACAAGUGGCAGAGACGGUUGGUAUACAUCAAGGUUCUAGCACUGGAAAUAGAACAGAAGCACCAUCCAUUCGUAUUUCAGCAAAUAGUAUAUUAGAUGGAGAGGAGUGCUUGGAGCAAAAUUCAAAUCAAACACUAACUGGCAAUAAUGGAUCCAUUCAAAUGACUGCUGUCCAGGAAGGAAAGCUUGCUGUUGAUAAUGCUUUCCGAACAUGUGAUGCAGAUUCUCCUCAAAGAUUAAAAAAUGCUCAGAGUAGUAAUUUUGAAUGUGACAAAGAAAACCCAGCUUACAUGUCAGAUAAGUCUAUUGGACAAUUACUUUGUGCUGAUCAGAACAUAUCCUUAAUGAAUGAGACUGCAGCUAAGUGCACAGAUGAAGAUACUGGUAAACACUCUACUGUUAGAGACUGUUAUUCAUCAAGAAAAGAACUUGUUUAUUUUCCUGAGCAGAAGAACCUUUUCCCCUGGAAUUCCUCUGGUGAAAAUGCCGAUCAAAAACACUUUUCUGUUGAAGCUAUACAUAAAAGUACUGAAGAGGGUUUACAGGGAAAAGGAAACCACUCAGACUUGAAUGCAGAGAAUGCAGAGAAUGGCACGAAUUCUGGCCAUUACCAUCUUUCAAGAAAAGACUGUAAAGAUUUUCACGUUGUUUCUAAUGCACAGAAAUGCAGUUACCUAAUGCAAUUGCCUAAUUUAAUUAAGACUCCUGAAACCGCAAGAUGCAAGAAUCUACCCCAAAACAUACACCAAGCGACAGAGAUAGAAAAGCAAGAAGAAGCAUGCAUUCCAUCUUAUGAGGAUCAUUUUUUAACUGAUUUUUUGGUAGAGGUGCCCCAAUACGAACAAAGUAGAACAAGAGAAGAACAGAGAGACAAUGAACAAAAGGCUGAAACUUCCUGUGGCACAGGAGUGAAGCAUGUUUCAGAAAGUCAGCCUGCAGUUUCCUCUCAGAAUACAACAGAACAACAUGUAUUUUUUGUUGACCCCACUUUCGAGUCUCAUAAAAAAUUCAAAACAAAUUCUUCAAAGAAUCACACACAUGCAUCUGGGAGUGCAACACCACUUAGCACCCCACAGCCUGGAAGGCUUCACAAUGACUACGCCAGCAUAGCAAAUGAAGAUUAUAAAGAUACUAGUAAUCAGGUGGAUAUCCAACAACUGACCAUAAGAGAAACAUUGCCAUUCUUUAUACCCAUGGGCCAGCCAGAGGGCUCUAUUACUAAUGUGUCAGCAACGGGAUGUUCCAGCGUAAGAAGUCAAGUGCAAACCGAAAGCACACAAACUGCAGUCAAAGUGGAUGAAAAUUUGAAUAAAUUGAAAACUUUUCCCAAAGCACUGCAGGGUCAGUUCCAAAAGAACAAGGAGGAAACAGUCUUGCAGGUGGAAGAACGAAGAAUUCAGAGAGCUAAGGAAUAUAAUCCGGAUGAAGCCGAAAUAAAGCCUCCUAUGCAUGCUUUAAUUAGCUCUGAGGCUCGGGAACAGGUUAUAAGUAAUGGCAUUAAGCAGCCCUGUCUUGACUUGAUCUCUUCCAGCAAGCUAACUGGGGUUGAAAAUCCAAUUAAGUCUACCAAGUCUACUCAGUCUACUGAUAAAACUGAAAAAAUCCUGGCAUCAGAGAGUGCAGUAAGUGGUUUAGUUAACUUACCACCAGUUGAUUCAGGGAAUGACCAGUAUUUUCAAGAGCAGCUACCUCACAGCAGAGCUCAGCCCUACUCCUUAGCAUUGACCACAGACGACGCAUUCCUAGUCAAAGUGGAAAGGCUAAAGAAUCAAGAAGGGUCAAAAUCUUACCAGACAGCACCAACUGUUGCUGAGCUUGAGCCCAUCAAGUGUAAGCAAGACACAGCAAAGAGUGGGCAUUCAGCUACUGGGGCUAAGAAACUACCACCAACAGCACUGUCAAAGAAACCCAGACUGGAAGAGAGAAGAAAUGUGAGCAAGAAUCCUAGCUAUAUUAAAAAGUCUGUGAAAAGUGAGGCAGACAUGAUUCAUAGAGAAGAGAUAAAAGAGCAAAGGAAACUACUUUCCGAAAAGGACAACAAAGCUCCCAAGCUGCUGAAGAAGAUACAAGCAGAGUUAUUCCCUGACUGCUCUGGAAAUAUUAAGUUAUGCUGUCAAUUUGGUGACAUUCAUGGCGACUCCACCAUUACAUGGACUAAAGAUUCCAAGUUGCUAGCUCGAUUGCAGAGAAGUGCCCAGGAUGACUCUCCCAUCUCUUUGGCAAUAGCUAAAGCUAGUAACAAAGACCAGGGAAUGUAUUAUUGCUGCUUGAAGAAUAUUUAUGGAAAGGUGACUGCUGAGUUUAAUCUGACUUCUGAAGUCUUGGAACAUCUCUCAGGUUUUCAGAAUCUUGAAGGUCUGGAAGAAAUUGAAUUCAUGCAGCUCAUGUUCAGAGAAGAUUUCAUCAGUGAUAGCUAUUUUGGUGGGAACCUGCAUGGAACAAUCGCUACGGAAGAGCUUCACUUUGGUGAAGGCAUGCACCGGAAAGCAUUCCGCAGUAAGGUGAUGCAAGGCCUGGUGCCGGUGUUCAGUCCUGGCCACCCUUGCGUUCUCAAAGUGCACAGUGCUAUCAUGUACGGGACCAAGAGCAAGGAUGAUCUAGUUCAAAAAAACUACAGACUGGCACUGCAGGAAUGCUAUGUCCAAAAUACAGCAAGAGAGUAUGCGAAGAUAUAUGCAGCAGAAGCUGAACCUUUGGAAGGCUUCGGGGAAGUACCAGAGAUCAUUCCUAUUUUUCUUGUUCAUCGCCCUGCAAAUAACAUCCCCUAUGCCACAGUGGAGGAGGAGCUUGUUGGGGAGUUUGUGAAAUACUCUGUCAAGGAUGGCAAGGAAGUCAACUUCCUGAGAAGAGACUCAGAGGCUGGCCAAAAGUGUUGCACCUUCCAGCACUGGGUGUAUGAGAAGACCAACGGGAGCUUGCUCGUCACUGACCUGCAAGGUGUAGGAAUGAAGUUAACUGACGUUGGCAUAGCAACAUUGGCCAAAGGAUACAAAGGUUUUAAAGGCAACUGCUCCGUUUCUUUCAUUGAGCAGUUCAGAGUCCUUCACCAGUGCAAUAAGUAUUGUGAGAUGCUGGGAUUGAAAUCUCUCCGAUCCACUCAUCAAAAACAGAGGAAGCCAACAUCCACAAAAAGCAAAACUCUGCCAAACUCAACAACUGUAAAGAAAACAGUGCCCAGCGCCCAAGAAAGUAAGAGAACGGAGACUUCAUUUCUUCGGAGCAUUGAGUAGCGCUGGC
This is a messenger RNA of Struthio camelus australis, 7032 nucleotides long. Its product is annotated as alpha-protein kinase 2. Gene Ontology annotation, biological process: protein phosphorylation. The record is from RefSeq and is a predicted model, not a curated record. NCBI's taxonomy places the organism in Eukaryota, Metazoa, Chordata, Aves, Struthioniformes, Struthionidae. Gene Ontology annotation, molecular function: ATP binding; protein serine/threonine kinase activity.